AAUUUAGUUAUUGUUGUAGCAGGGGGUAAUUGAGAAAGAUUUGAGGGGAUUUUUUGGAUAGGGUUUUGUGAAGGUGUGCGAUUGCUUUAGAUGGGGGAUGGGCUUGCGAAACUUUAACCACUUCAAUGACUUGCUGCCGAGAGCUUGAUUUAUAUUGCAUCAAUGCGUCCAUCUAUAUUUUCCAACUUUUUAACCAUGCAUAACAUCGCUUGCAAUGUUAGCAAAUGUUUCUGGACUAUUUGGGGACUUGUACUGGAGGAGGGCAUAAUGUGCAUUGUUUUCAGACGUCAAGUGGUUAAUGGUGUCUUGUCUCGCGGAUCAGUCUGACUCGCCCCCCGGUUGCUGCAUUUGUCCCAGGAUGACCUGUUGAUGUCGGGAAAAGAUGGAGCCGAGCCCCCCUUCCUCCUCCUCCAAAAUGGAGUAGAAUUUAACCACAGAAUAUUUUAUGUGAAAUCCAGUGAUUGCGCCGCGUGCAUACAAAUAUGACUACUACUUAAUUUGCAUGCGAUUUGCAAGUAUGCCGCGGGAGAGUGAUAAUAAUAACGCAUGCAUAUGGAUGUUGCUGGGCGAAUCAAAACGUUUUAGGUAUAGAUAUCAUGGUAUGUGCAAGGCUGUAACUCAGCCAGACAUUGCAUAGCAUUGCACUGGCACCGAGGGGGCGAGGGAAACGGAUGUGGGCUCCUCAAUAAUUCAUCUAUCAGACUAUUUUGGUGACAGGAUUUUUGAAGGCUGGGCAACUUUUAGCUCUUUGGUCGCCGCAUCAAGUGUGGAAACCAGGCAAUCGGGGAAUUAUUUCUGAUUUUGUUUUUUGCCCCCUGGGGCCCGUGCCAACCCGGAGUUCGUGGCCAGCUGGGCAGCGGUGCGGGGCACACAGAUUCACCGGGUACCGCAGCCCUGCCGCGGCCGCCACAUCACAGAAACACCGGCGCCCGACUCUCAACAACUCUGUAGUGCCGGGCUUUACGACAUGGCUCAGAUGCUGCAGAUGGCGAUUCCCAACUUUGGCAACAAUGUCUUGGAGUGUCUUAACGAGCAGAGACUUCAGGGACUGUACUGUGAUGUGUCAGUGGUGGUGAAGGGUCACACAUUUAAAGCCCACCGGGCAGUGCUGGCUGCCAGCAGCUCCUACUUUCGAGAUAUGUUCAAUUCGGGAAGUAAGAGCUCUGUCGUGGAGUUACCACCAGCAGUCCAGCCUCAGAGCUUCCAGCAGAUCCUUUCCUUCUGUUACACCGGCCGACUUAGCAUGAAUUUGGGUGAUCAGUUUCUCUUAAUGUACACAGCAGGAUUCCUACAGAUUCAGCAGAUUAUGGAAAAAGGCACAGAGUUCUUCCUAAAGGUCAGCUCACCAAGUUGUGACUCACAGGGCCUUCACACAGAAGAAACACCACCCUCAGAACCCCAGAGCCCUGUUACUCAAACUGGAAGUGGUACUGUAGGAGGGGGUGCAGUCCCCACAGCAACAGCUCGACCUGCUUCCUGCCUAACACCCCUUCCAUUGGUGUCAAGAGUGAAGACAGAGCAGCAACCUCAGGCACAGCAGCCCCAACAAGAAGCAUCAUCAUAUUCAGUGGUUUGCACUCCAGUUGCUAAGCGUCUUUGGGAGGGAGGUAGCCGUGAAGGAGGUGGAGGAUCAGGAGGAGGGGGAGGUAUGAGGAAAGCAGCCCGCUAUUCGCAGGAGGUGUCACGGGGCACAGGAGGGGCACCACCUCAAAGUGCAGCCUUAUUGGGUGGAAGUGGUACCACUCAUAGCAACAACAACAGCAACAACAAUAACAACAACAGCAGUAGCACACCGGAAGGCACCAGCCCAGCCACACCCAGCAUGUACACCAGUGAUUCGCCGAUCUCUUACCAUGACGAUGAUGAAGAAGAGGAAAUCACAGACGAAACCACAGAAGAACAGUACAGACAAAUCUGUAAUAUGUACACUAUGUACAGCAUGUUGAAUGUAGGGGCAACGGCCAGCGAACGAGUGGAAUCACUACCAGACCACCUCACAGUUGAAUCAAGGGGAAGAGGAGUUCGAGUGAGGCAAGAUCUGGCUUCUCUUCCCACUGAGCUCAUUGCACAGAUCGGAAACCGCUGUCAUCCUAAACUCUAUGAAGAAGGUGACCCUGCUGAGAAACUGGAGCUAGUAACAAGCACCAGUGUUUUUAUUUCUCGUGCUCAGCUGAUGAACUGCCACGUUAGUGCGGGCACACGCCACAAAGUGUUGCUCAGGCGGCUCCUUGCUGCCUUUUUUGACCGAAGCACCCUUGCAAACAGCUGUGGGACAGGCAUUCGGUCCUCCACAAAUGACCCCAACCGCAAGCCACUCGACAGUCGGGUUCUCCAUGCUGUUAAGUUUUACUGCCAGAACUUUGCUCCUAGUUUCAAAGAGAGUGAAAUGAAUGCGAUUGCUGCAGAUAUGUGCACUAAUGCACGGCGCGUGGUACGCAAGAGCUGGAUUCCGAAACUGAAGCUUCUGAUGGCAGAAAGUGAUGCUUAUGCCAACUUUCUGCCGGACGCUGCCAAAAUGGAGUCUGAUGGCUUGGCUGUGGAGCACGCUUUUGAAACAGGAUCCCUAGAAGGUGGUACAGCCUCUGAAUCUGGCCAGUCAUCUACAGAUGCCCUGCAAGGUGUGAGUGGGGACGGUAACAACUUGUUUUAGUGAGUAACACUACCGUGCUUCAGCUAUUCUUUCCUCUUCCACUCCUCCAUCGUAUCCCAGUCUCACCUUGGCGUUGAUGUCAUCUGGGAAUAAUGAAGUAUAUCUUUAUGAAGACUCCUGUUGAAUCCCACUUCAGAAGCUGGUAAUUUUUAUUUCCUUGUAGAUUUUUUUUUUGAUUGUACCUUGAGGCCCUCCUUGUCAUACUGCAGAAACACAUUCCUGAAAAGGAGGGACCUCUGGGGCCUUUUGUUGUGAGCUAAAGGGGAAAUGGUGUCUGGAAGCUCUUAUCCAGUCUGAAAACACUGUCAUGAUUCUGAAUGUAUCUUUUUGGAGAAUCCAGAAGUUAAUGUUGCUGGACAUAAGAUUAUAUUCAUCUGUUAAUAUUUAGUGGCUGUAUAUCUGCUUUCUGGACCCCAUUUCCUCUUUCUGCACAAACACCUUUAACACAGACACCUUAAAUUUUUUGUUCUUUUAAAUUACAUAUUUUUUUUGUUUAUAUUCGAACAAUAUUUGUAACUUUUUUUGCCAACAUUUCCAUUUUUUGUCUUGCCAAGUAUCCCAAGAGAGGCAGUGUAUCAUUUAUGAUUGUAAUGAACUAGUAAGACGCAGAUUAAUCUGUUUUGCUAUAUCUGAAACUACUGUUGUGUUUUGAAAGAAAGAGUCUGUGCAAGAUCUGUGCACCUUUUGAAUCAAUGAAUAAUGAAUUGUUUUCCACAUGUUUUUGCAUUAGCAAAAUCCAAAAUCUACUUUAAUCAUUUUAUUUUGGUAUAUUACCAAGGCUUAAUAUUGUUACUUUAGUUUAGUUUAAUCAAAUCGCCACAAGUUUUUACCAUCAAAUAUCUCCAAAGGAACCCCCAAAACACUCCCACAAUCUUAAAAAUCAUUAAGGCCUUUUAAAUGUGUCUUUAUGUUCUAAGUAGUUUUGUAUAGACAACACAUAACGUAGGUGUCUGUGUUCUGUGUAAAUGUGUGUGUAUGGAGGCUGCAGAUGGUAGUUUUUGAAGUGCCGUAUCUCACAGAUGACUGCUUCAUGCACCGAUCGCACAAGCGUGGUGCAUGCUGCCGCAUGGCGCAUUCUGACAUGCUACGCCUCAGCGCCUCUGACAGAGAUGCACUAAACGCUCUGAUGAGUGCAGUAUUAGAGAUUGGCACUGAACGGGCAUCAGUGCCCCAGCUAUGGUGGUUCCAAACCACUAAAGACCACUCUGAGUGGAAGCUGUUUUGUAGUCUGUUUUUUAUGUGGAUUUGAAAAGUCAGUUUUUCUCUUGAUGUUUUUCGGGUUUCAGAGAGAAAUUCAUGAAGUCUGUAAUGCCAAUGAAGCGCUGUUGUAACCCUAGGUUUAGAGAUGAUAAAAGUGACCAUGUCAUUUAAAGUGUAGUUGCACUCUUAAAAUAUUUAAGGAUGUGUUAAAAUUAGAUUCCCAAAGUACGACCUGCAUCUUCACGUGUUUUAAGCACACUUAUGUCAUGAAAUGCGGACUAUUUUGUUUGAAUUAUUGAUUAUGGCUGAAGAAAGGCUCUGAUUGGACAAGAUCAUCCCAUUCCAAAAGCAUGUUAUUUGUGGGUUUUAAAUGUUAACAUUUUAUUUUUCCAUUUCUAACCUCUUCAUUUAAAAUGAUAGUUCACCCAAAAAUGAAAAUUGUCAUCCUCUACUCACCCAUCCAUGCCAUUCCAAAUCUGUAAGACUUUCUUUAUUUUGUGAAACACAAAAGAAGAUAUUUUGAAGAGUGUUGUAUUGGUAACCAAACCAAUUUGGUGACCAUUGACUUCUAUUGUGUGGAUUAAAAAAAGAAAAAGAAAAGAUAUUGCUCAAAAUACAUAAUACAAUUUCAAAAUUAAGUUGUAAUUCCAAAAUCGUAAAAUAAUCACUAAUUGUGAACAAUUGAUUUAAAAUAAAAUUUUAAAACCCUUUUACUUAAGAUUAAUGAAAAAAAAGUUUGUCAAUACACUGCACUGGGCAAGGGGACAAAAGAAUUUUACCUCUCAGCCACGUGGUACGAUCCUAAGAGACUGCACCAAGUCUUAAUCAUAGUACGAUAGGAUGAGAAUGAAAUAUUUGCACAGAAAUCUGAACUGGAUUGUUCAGCACUGCCUUAAUUAAAUAGUGGAAGUUCGUGCCUGGGAGUCUUACACAGCCAGUCUGCGACAGAGAAGUGAAAGAAAUUAUGGGAAGGGGAGGGCAUGGAAUGCCUGGAUGAUCCUGUAUGCAUGCAUGCAUGCGUGCUCCGCUACUUUUCCUCAGAGUUUGAGCCUGUUUUUUUCAUUUCCAUUUUUGGAGACACACGUGCUAAUGCCUGUGCAUUCAUGUGAGGAGGCUGACAGGAAAGCGAGAGCGUGCGCCAGAGGCAUGCUUUUAAUGUCUGUGCAUUUGCUUAUGUGUACGUGUUCAAAUGUAAGUCUGUUUUUUUGUGCCAAAUGCACGUGUGAUAGAGGGUGUGGGGGUGGUGUUGGUGGAUGACUCUGGAAUAUGUGCAUUGUGUGUGUGUUGAUGGGUGGGUGGGUGGUUGGAAUGUGUGUAUGCAGAGAUCAGAGAGCUCUGUUUGUUUUUGUCUGACUCAGAGAGGGAGACAUACAGUGCAGACGCAAGCAGAGAGGGGAGGGAAUGUAUUGGUGAGGAGAUGGAUGCUCUCACACACACACUUAAACACACAACUGGUGCAGUGAGCCAUUUCCCAAAUGGAGGCAUCAAACGGUAUACGCUUUGACUAAACAAACCUUCAGCUCACAUUGAAUCUCAUCUGAUUUGCCUUCUUAGGAUAUGUUUCUUCAUUGAAGAGUUAACAUGAAAUCAAAAUUGAUUCUACUUUCCAUAAUUGUCUUAUUAUUAUACAUUUCUUCGGGUUUGUGUUGACGAGGCUGGGCGAUAUGACCAAAAUCUUAUAUCAUGAUAUAAGUAAUUUUAUUUCAUGGCAAUGAUAUACAUCACAAUAUUUUGCUUUAAAUAAGGUAGAAAUUAGAAUUUAUAUAAUUCUUGUCACCAGUGUCAAUAUCACAAAAAAAUAAUACUAGCCUAAAUAAUAAUAAUAAAAAAUAAAUAAAUAUAUAUUUCUUCUUAUUAAAGUUACAAAAGUGAUUUAGUCAAGAGCAAUGAGAGACUUUCUCUCUUUUGUAGUUUGAUUAACAUGAAUGACAGACAUCAGGAAUAUUAGACUGCUGUCACUUUAAGAGCUGCCUGGAUCCAGUAUAUUGUUACAUGUGUUUUUGGUAACACUUUCUGUGAAGCCCAUAUUUAUAAUACAUUAUAAGGGUAUUCUUAAAGCAUUAUAAUGAAUGCAUAAUGCAUUAUAAAAACCUUAUAAUAUGUUAUGUCUUCAUAUAAAUAAUCAUAACAACAAUUAUAUUACAUUAUAAUGCUUACGCAUUUGUGUUUAUAACUUUUAAGAUUAUGGUUAUUUAUAACACACAAUGAACACCUUAUUAAAUCUAUUUUUACAUUUACAAUGAAUUAUAAAUCUUACUAUAUCUUGUAAGUGAUUAGGUGUGGAGUGUUAUUUGAGUGUUCCCUGUGAGGCUAAUAUUAAUUUUGAUGUGAACUAACUCUCAUCAGAGUAUUAGUAGGCUUAGGGUAAGGAUAGGGUUGAUAGAAUGUUGACGUACUUGCAAAGUUACUUAUAAUGAGUUUGUCUGGUGGAGAACCAUCAAAAUAAAGUGUUAGCAUAUAUUAAGCAGACAUACUGUACUACUAAUACUCCAAUGACUGCUAGCUGACAUGUAGUUGCAGAGUAAUAGCUGUCUAAAGGGUACCAUCAAAAUAAUCAAACUGAUAUUACAAAAAAAAAACAUAGUUAAAAGCAAAUGUGUCAUAUUACUCAUUCAUCUGAUCUGAUAUCUGAUCUUAUGGCUGUUUGGGAAAUUAUUACUUAUUACUAUACUUACAAGUGGUCUUUGAUUGGUUUAAGUAAAGUAGCAUAAGAAAGAUGGCAAGAUAUGAGACAUUAUAACUAUGAGAAAUAUAAUCCAUUGUAAGAUGAUAUAGCAUAUUAUAAGGUUUUUUAUAAUGCAUUAUGCAUUCAUUAUUAUGCUUUAAGAAUACCCUUAUAAUGUAUUAGAAAUAUUGGCUUCAUAGCUGUUUGCUUUCAUUUAAAUGACUGUUUACGAGGAUGCUUGCAUAGAUGGGUAUUUUGACACACAGAAGUGUGUGUAUUGAAGCAUUCUAGGCCUAUACAACGGUAAAAAUAACUCUGUUCUAAACUCCCGCACUUUAUGAGCAGUGUCUGACAUCUUGCUCCAUCUCUGAAAACACUCUUUUAAUGUUCAUGCUAAUGCUAACAUUGAUUCCUGGGAUGUAAUUUUCAUCCUUUUAGCAGCUGACUACAAAUUCACAUCUACGUCUGGAUCCAAUUUGUUUCAGAACAGCUUCUUUUAAUUUAGUUUCGGUGUCCUUCAUUUUUGUUUCUCGCUAAAUAUUCAAAACAUUGUGUAAUUAUAUUCUAACAUUAAUAUCUAAUAUUCGUGUUUUAUUAUAUUCAACAGAUUCUAAAACAUUCAGUAAUUAAAAUGUGUUGCGAAUGUCAUUUUAUAUCGUCUUUAAGGCCAUAUUAGGGUUAAAUGUAAUGUGAACACUGCAACAUGUGAACACAAUUAAACUAGUGUUGGGGUGUGUGUGUGUUUAGCAUUCCACUGUCCAAUAAACAGAUGAAUGUGAUUGAUGGUGACUGCGUAAAUAUGGCUUUGUGGUGGACUGUUCCUCAUUGCACCUUUUGAAAUGCAACGAAAGAGAAAAAGAAAGAUAACUGCGGUCGACAUGACUUCAUCCCUGUUAAAAUGUACAUGGAGCUGGAUCCUCUGAUGUACAGCUUGAUAAGAAUUUUUUUUUUUUUUUUUUUUUGUACUAUCAUGUUGAACACCCAGGAAGGGACCAGGAGUUUUUUUUUAGGAAGCAGCCAGCAUGCAUGUUCAUGAGGGCUGGAUUUGUGAUGUCUUCAACCCAUGAAUGACUUCUUAAUAUGUUCUGCUCAGUGGUGCAUUGGCGAGAUUGGGAACACAAUGUGCGCUGAACUCGAUGAACUUCAGUGGAUUUACCCCGUGUCGAAUUUCAACCCCUGACCCGCACUGUGGGUUCAUGGUCUUUCGUGCAAAAUCCUUUCAUUUAGCAAUUCAACUUCCAGUAUUAUUAGUAUGUUUAUACUAAAGAAUCAUCUACGUCAAACAGAACAAAUAAAGUUAUGCUUCGGACGCUUUGAGACAUAAAAUAAAAAUGUUAAAAAAAAGAAAAAAAAAA
Molecule: messenger RNA, 7870 nt
Organism: Cyprinus carpio (common carp)
Lineage: Eukaryota; Metazoa; Chordata; Actinopteri; Cypriniformes; Cyprinidae
Product: nucleus accumbens-associated protein 1
Biological process (GO): regulation of transcription by RNA polymerase II
Molecular function (GO): RNA polymerase II cis-regulatory region sequence-specific DNA binding; DNA-binding transcription factor activity, RNA polymerase II-specific; protein binding
Source: RefSeq, a predicted model, not a curated record